CACAGUUGAAGAAACCCCUGUAGAAGAAGCACCUGGGGAAAUUAGAGAAAUGCCCGAAGAGGUGCGUGUGGUUGAAACCAUCUCCGAAGACGGUAAACCAAAGAAGAAGAAGAUACGCACUCGUGUGAUUAAAAGUCAAGGGUGGCAAACAAGAGGUCACGAAGAUCGAAACCGUUGAAGAAGAUGAUAAACAACCAGAAACCACAGUCACAGUUGAAGAAACACCUGUAGAAGAAGCACCUGAGGAAGUUAGAGAAAUGCCCGAGGAGGUGCGUGUAGUUGAAACCAUCUCUGAAGACGGAAAACCCAAGAAGAGGAAGAUACGCACUCGUAUUAUCAAGAAGGUCAGGGGUGAUAAAAAAGAAGUCACAAAGAUCGAAAUCGUUGAGGAAGAUGAUAAACAACCAGAAACCACAGUCACAGUUGAAGAAACUCCUGUUGAAGAAGUACCUGAGGAAUUAGAGAAAUGCCCGAAGAGGUGCGUGUGGUUGAAUCCAUCUCCGAAGACGGUAAACCAAAGGAGAAGAAGAUACGCACUCGUGUGAUUAAGAAGGUCAAG
This is a messenger RNA of Bactrocera oleae (olive fruit fly), 559 nucleotides long. The record is from RefSeq and is a predicted model, not a curated record. NCBI's taxonomy places the organism in Eukaryota, Metazoa, Arthropoda, Insecta, Diptera, Tephritidae.